AUGGAUGAUACAUUUAAUAUUACACAUUUAACUGUUAGUGGGUACGUGGAAGUGGCAAAAUACAGAUAUCUUUAUUUCAUGAUUAUGUUCACGGCAUAUAUUCUAAUAAUCUGCUGUAAUUCUACUGUUGUGUGUCUAAUCUGGAUUCACCAAAACCUCCAUGAGCCGAUGUACAUUUUCAUUGUGGCUUUGUUACUGAACUCUGUUCUUUACAGCACUUCUGUUUACCCAAAGCUUCUGAUUGACUUAUUAUCUGAAAAACAGAUCAUAUCGUACUCAGCCUGUCUCCUUCAAUUUUUUCUAUUUUAUUCUUUAAGUGGUUCAGAGUUCUUACUGCUGUCAGCCAUGGCCUAUGACAGGUAUGUGUCUAUAUGUAAACCUCUACAAUAUCCAACUAUCAUGAGCAAAACAAACAUCAGUAUUUUCUUGGUUCUAGCCUGGCUUCUGCCUGCUUGUCAGAUAGCAAUCCCAGCAAUACUGAGUGCUGAAGCUAGACUGUGUGACUUUACUUUAAAAGGAAUAAUUUGUAAUAAUGCAAUUUACAGACUUCAAUGUCAAAGAUCAAGAGUAAUUUCUAUAUAUGGUGUUGUUGCUUUAUUAGAUCUUGCAAUACUCCCUAUGGUCUUCAUAAGUUUUACAUACACAAAGAUCCUUAUAAUAUCCUAUCGAAGUAGCAGAGAAGUCAAGAGAAAAGCUGCAGAGACCUGUUUACCCCACCUGUUGGUCUUAAUCAGUUUGUCCUGUUUGAUUACAUACGAUGUCAUUAUAGCUCGAGUGGAAUCUAACUUUCCCAAAACUGCUCGCUUCAUAAUGACUUUACAAAUAGUUUUGUAUCAUCCUUUGUUUAAUCCGAUUAUAUACGGGCUCAAAAUGAAAGCCAUUUCUAAACAUCUGAAGAAGCUGUUCUGUCCAGCCAAAGUCAUUUCAUGUAACACUGAUGACUGA
Molecule: messenger RNA, 945 nt
Organism: Acanthopagrus latus (yellowfin seabream)
Lineage: Eukaryota; Metazoa; Chordata; Actinopteri; Spariformes; Sparidae
Product: olfactory receptor 11A1-like
Exons: 1
Coding region: 1-945 (314 amino acids)
Biological process (GO): G protein-coupled receptor signaling pathway
Cellular component (GO): membrane
Molecular function (GO): G protein-coupled receptor activity; olfactory receptor activity
Source: RefSeq, a predicted model, not a curated record